Trichoderma harzianum CBS 226.95 is the source of this 999-nucleotide messenger RNA. RefSeq lists its product as hypothetical. NCBI's taxonomy places the organism in Eukaryota, Fungi, Ascomycota, Sordariomycetes, Hypocreales, Hypocreaceae. The coding region runs from base 1 to 999 and encodes 332 amino acids. The record is from RefSeq and is a predicted model, not a curated record. The transcript has a single exon.
AUGGGCUGGACAAGCCGGUUCUUAUUAUUUGCACGCGAUGAGCGAGUAAUUUUAGUUAGUAUCGGGCUGGCUACGUUUGGUGUGGUUAGUACGAUCAUCACAGCUCUCACGUUGAUCCGAGACGACAAUGAGAUUCCUCCGUCGGAGCCCAAGACGCAGUACAUCACGCAGGACACCGAGGACUCGCUUCAGUCAGACACAUUGGAAAAGCUUCUGGACCAUCCAAACUUCUCAAUCAAAGAAAUUGCCGUCAAGAUUCUUUGCGACAGAGCUGCUAAUGACCCUGAAGUAAUAACAUAUAUAUGGUUCGGGAUCACUCGACCAGAUUAUGAAGAGCGAAUGGACUCCCUGAGGACGCUUGCUGUGCUCACCAGCCAGACAGGCAAUGAAGGGCUGGCGAGACUGCAUGACGAGAGAGCCUAUUCCGCCUUGGUGCGAUGCAUGGAGUUGUGCAUGGAGAGCGCCGAUCUCCCAGACGUCACUGAUAUUCACUGGGACGAAUACUUUCUCCGCGAUAUGGGCGAAAGAUUCUGCCUCAUGUUUAUCACAGAGCUGAUUAACAAAUACGGGGCCACUAUGCUCGUCAAGGCCAAGUUUGUUGAGAAGUGGCUUGCGAAGCAAGCUUGGGGGAAUACUGCUGAGGAAAGACGCCACAACUUUAAAGACUACAUGGAGUUUCGAAAUAACCGGAUAACCGACAUUGUGAACCGCAUCAAGCAUUCGCGGCGUGGUUUACGGGCUUUGGAAAAAGCAGGGCUGAUUGAUAAAGAAAGCUCUCGACGUAGAAUGAGAGAGCUUCCCGAUCUGCUCAUGGAAGUGGAAGAGGAGAUUGCAGCGGGAGAACAUUCGGGAGAGCAACAAAGCCGGCGGACUAGGGAGCAUUCGGCAGAAGAACAAAGGCUUCGGCGCCAACAUCGCGAGGCAAUGGUUCUCAAUGACGGAACACGACCCCUGGGCCGGGAAGACAUUAUUGAGCGAGACGCAUCUCCUCCAGCAUGA